CAAGGACGUGUACGCGGUCGGCAAGUGUCAUACUGAAAGCGAAUCGAAUCGAAUCGAAUCGAAUCGAGUUGUGGCUAAAGUUCGUUGCAAAGUUGAGCUGAGCAACUGCAUGUGCUUGAGGGCAGGCAGGCAAGCGGAGGCGUGAAAACACAUUUGUGGCGAGUGUAAUUUUUUCCCCGCCACCCCGGAACGUGUGCGGGCAAUUAAAGUUCCUCGUGCCAGCGGCACCAGCACCUCCAUCGUGUAUUCUCGUCUGAGUGACUGACUGCUGACUGGUCGCGCAAAUUGCAUGUCAGAGCAGAGGGUGCAUGGCUCGUGGUGGCAUGACAUCGAAAUAAAUGUGCCGCAGGAAUAAAAAGCUUAAAGUGUUGCAUAGCUGCCCCAUCCCAUUCUGUUGGUUUUAUUAAGUGGAAUUAUCAAGUAAAGUUGCACAAGUGGAACAAAGCCGAUUUUAAUGAGUUCGUGGCAGAGGCAACACAUGAGCCCACCACUUGUCCCUGCCAACUAUAAAUGGCAACAGGCUGGAGGUUUAUGCGAAAAGUUGUGCAAAGUAAUAAGCAAACAAAACACAAGCCAAGCGAAAUCCGGCCGACAAUAAAGAAGAGCCAUCAAAAGACCAAAAGAAACUAACCGCCGAGAAACGCUUAAAUCAGCAAAAGAAAACACUGCCAGGCAGUGGGAAAAGUUUUCCCGCCACAAGGAGUUCCAUCUGCUGCCAACCAGUCCUCAUCAUCGGCUGGCUGGCUGGUGAUUGUUUCGCAAAAGGAUUACCAGACUCGUACAUAUUAUGCUGUAAACAUGAAAUACCCAAACGAUACACGACUCAUUGUGCUCAUUUGCUGUUUGCUGCAAGGUCUGGCCGUGGGCCUGCGCAUGAUCAAGGUCUCCAUUCCCGCCUACAAGCUGCGGGGCGAGUCCGCCUUCCUCGAGUGCCAGUACGAGCUGAACCGCACCCACCACCUAAGCCUCGACGGGCAUGGACUGCAGACGCACUCGGAUCACAACUACGGCCGCAACCACGAACACGACCGCCCGUCUCACGCCGGAGACUUUCACUACCCGGAUGGGGAGUCUGUGGACGAUGAACGGCCGCCGCAUCGUGGUCGGAUGCACCAGGGCCAGCGUCAGCAUGGACAGCGCCAGCGGCAAAGGGACCGCGAGCCGAUCGCCAUGGGGCAGUACCGAAACCCACCGCCCCUGACGCCCCCAGAGAAGUCUCCCUAUGGCCACAGCGUCUAUCGCGGCAGUGCCGCCUCCGGGUACCUGGGCGCUCAUGUCGGUGCCAGCACCCACAGCGGCGGCAGCAUCAGUUCCAACGGCGGCUCCAUGGGCUACAUGCCAGAAUUCGACCGAGCGGAUAGCUUCGGGGACAGCGCCGAGGAGGAGGAUGAGGAUGAGGAGGAGCAGGCCGAGGAGGGCGAGGCCCUGUACGCCAUCAAGUGGUACAAGGACAACGAGGAAUUCUAUCGCUAUGUGCCCAAGGCACGACCCCCCAAAACCAGCUACCGCGUGGAUGGAGUCCGUGUCAUUGAGGAGCUCUCCGAUGCCAGUCGCGUGCUGCUGCGAGGCCUCACCCUCAACUCCACCGGCCUCUACCGCUGCGAGGUAUCCGCGGAGGCGCCCAACUUCUCCUCGGUGCAGGGCGAGGGCCGCAUGGAUAUUGUCUUUCUGCCCCGCGAUGGUCCGCACAUCAGGGGCCAGCAGUAUCAGUAUCAAAUUGGCGAAUAUCUAUAUUUAAAUUGCACGUCGGGGAAAUCGCAUCCGGCCUCGCAUCUGCAGUGGUUUGUCAAUGAGCAGCCGAUCCUGGACGAGCAUUACCUGUACAAAUACAACGAUAUCGUGCACAAACACGGGCUAAUCACCUCGACGCUGGGCCUGCAGCUGCCGCUGGAGUCGCGCCACUUCCACGACGGCGACAUGCGCGUCAAGUGCCUGGCCAGCAUAUCCCCGGUUCUGUGGAAGGGCGGCAAGGAGAGUGUACUCCAGCGGCGGCCGGGCAUCAUUGACAAUCGGGAGGCCAUGCUCUUGGUGAGAAGUGCAGCUGGCCAUUCGCAGAACAGUCUACUGCGGUCCCUAACCAUCACCAUUAUUCUGGCACGCGCGUGUCAGUGGCUCCUAGGCUCGGAACUUACCUAAGCGACCAGAGGAGGCACAGCCCCUGCCCAACCCGACUCGUUUCAAUUAACAUGAAUUCAUUUUCAAUUCAAUUCAAUUGCAAUUGCAGAGCAUAAAUGGUGAUUUUGUAUACUUUAAGUGUAAUAUCCUUAGUUGUUAAGAGCAAAACCGCAACAGAUCAGAUCAGAUCGGAAAGACAGGGGGCACGGAGCACUGGAUCACUGGAUCACAGGAUCACUGGAUCACCAAUCAAAAGGCGACAAAUUGGGUAAAUGUGUUAUAGCAUGUAAAAAGCAUUAAGACAAAAACCAGGUACAUAGGAGUAUGUCCAGUAUUAAAGGCAGGAGAGUUCAUGCAUCCACUCGUACAUACAUUGACAUCCCCCACAUUGGAGCAAUGCCCAAUGCAAGUAAACGGCAGAGCGGAAUUCAAUUAGCAAAAUUGUUGAGCAACUGAAUUCACAUCCGAAAUAUCAGGCAUCCACUUGAGAGUCUGCCACUCCACCAUCCCCAUGCCAUCACCAUCCCCAUCCCGCCCAGCCCAGGGCUCGUUGUGCGUAAUUUCUGUGUAAAUAAUUCAAUGGGAGGACUAAAGUCCAAGGCAAACUCCAAGCUCUUGUCUAAUAAUGUCUCAUUGGCAUCAUUUUCGAAUGGGAGCUGGAACUUUGCCAUAACAGAUGCUUAAAACUAGAUAAUUCCUAAAACGAAAAGUGAAACAAAAGCUUGAAAGUGCAACGACAUUUUUGAUUUUCAGCCUUUCAGUCCAUUUAUUCUGUUAUUCUGGCCAUUGAAGGGAAUAUUAUAGUUUGCAUUUAGUUUUGUAAUUGUUCCAACAGAAUAAAACAGAACAGAAGACAACUGUGAAUAUGCAUGAGUUGAAUUUGCUCUCAAGAAUUGUUACAAAAAUAAUGUGCACAUUUCCAUUGUAAGAAACUUUGAAGUGCAGCUCCCCGAAUAAAUACGAACACACUGUAUAAAAGAGAAACUGGAUAUAGUCGAAUAUACUCGUACAUAAAUACAUACAUAUAUGCAUAAGGUCCUCUGUUUAACUAGAACUAUAAGCUCUCUGUUUAAGUUGUAGUGGCUCUAUCGAGGCGAACUAUUGAUUGAGGAGAACUCCAUUGACUUGUACGUAGUAAUACCAAAAAGAGAAUACUUUGAGAGGCUCCCCCCCAGAAAUAACUACUAUAUAUAAAGAGAAUAUGUAAAUGUAUACAAUAAAUGCAGAAUGACGAGACCCACGACCCGAGACGCCCUUCUCCCCAGAGUGUUUAAACAAAUAUAAAUGUGAAAGCAAA
Messenger RNA from Drosophila guanche, 3412 nucleotides. RefSeq lists its product as uncharacterized. NCBI's taxonomy places the organism in Eukaryota, Metazoa, Arthropoda, Insecta, Diptera, Drosophilidae. The record is from RefSeq and is a predicted model, not a curated record. The transcript has 7 exons. The coding region runs from base 799 to 2136 and encodes 445 amino acids.